Molecule: messenger RNA, 2245 nt
Organism: Cydia strobilella
Lineage: Eukaryota; Metazoa; Arthropoda; Insecta; Lepidoptera; Tortricidae
Product: zinc finger protein ZFP2-like
Exons: 4
Coding region: 31-498 (155 amino acids)
Source: RefSeq, a predicted model, not a curated record
GUAGAGCAGCGGUACUGCGUCGAGUGUGACAUGACCUUCAAGAGGAUUGCCAUAUGUAAAAAGCACUUUGUUGACAAACAUUCGGGCGUGCCUAAAACUAUGUAUCCGUGCGAACAUUGCGGGAAAGUGAUGGCCAACAAAAUUACUUACCAAAACCAUGUAAGCCUCUUCCAUAAAGGCAAGACUGACUACUGCUGCCACAUUUGCGGCAAGUAUUUGUCGAAGGCGCAUGCGCUGAAAAAACACUUGGAUAUGCACAACAAUGUAAAACCUCCGAAGACCAAGAAGUGCAACAUAUGCGGACGCUUGUUUAUGAGCAAUAUAAGUCUACGUUACCAUAUGUACACCCACACGGGCGAGCGUCCGUUCCGAUGUCCGCACUGCGAAACAGCUUUCUCACAGCCGCACUGCCUUCGUACGCAUUUCAUGAAACAGCACAACAUUGAUGCCAGGGUGAAAUCUGACGGGACGAUUACUGAAAUAACUGGGACGGAAUAAGUUACUGUCGAUAUAUUAGUUUUUGAAAACAGUUAUUGCCGACUGUACUUAGUACCAGAUUAUUGUAUUGCGUACAUGUUUGCGAAAUGUCGUUUUCAACAUUCGUACCACCCCACAUGGGCGUAGCCACGGUGGGGCAAGGUGGGGCACUUGCCCCACCCUGAUCUCUGACCGCUUCUGGUCUCUGACCAGAAUCUAAGAAUUUUUAGGCACAAUUAAUGUAAUAACAAAAUUAAAUAUUAAUUUUGGUAAUUUAAAAAUUACUCCGCGAAUCGAGCGCGCAUGCACAGAGAUCGUGUCUGUAGUUAUUUGCAAUUUCCGAACGAAGUUAAGGCCAGUCCAGUCCAGACGGGAGCAAUUUUUCGCCAAUCUGAUCAAAUCAGGUGCUGCAGACGCAAACGCCAAUAUGGCUCGCCGAUUUCGACCACCAAUUAUGACCGAUAUUACUGAAAUUUGUUCAAUUUAGAGCGCUCCAAUAUUUAUAAAAUAAAAAAUAUUUAAAUAAUUAAAAAAUGCCCCCUAACGCGAAUAUUAGCGUCACAAAUUGGUAUUCCUGCGUCCGCACCCCAUUUUUAACCGACUUCAAGAUUUCAAAAGGAGGAGGUUCUCAAUUCGGUUGUUUUUAUUUUAUUUUAUUGUUUGUUACUCCAUAACUCCGUCAUUUCUGGACCGAUUAUGAAAAUCCUUUUUUUGAUUGUAAGUAUAUACUUACAUACAGAUUGGUCCCGUUUGGCGAUUUGUCCUCUUCGUUAUGUUUGUUAAGCAAGUUAGGUUUUCAAGACGCAUUUUUGUCAAGCUCGAGUUCUGAUGAUGGGAUCCAUGAGGAAUCGAGGGAACUCGUCAAAUGUGAAAGGCAUACAUAUAGUGAUUUUUGUAUUUUCAUCAACAAAUCCAGCAUUUCCAUUUAAAAAAGUGACAUUUGAUGAAGUGGAGCUGCUGAUGAUGAUCAGAAAUAUCAGAAUGGAACUCUUUAAUGACGCAUAGUUCACGUUUGGCGAUUUGUCUUCUUUUUUAUGUUUGUUAAGCAAGUUAAGUUUUAAAGAGACAUUUUCGUCAAGCUCGAGUUCUGAUGAUGGGAUCCAUAAGGAACCGAGGGAACUCCUCAAAUGUGAAAGGCAUACAUAUAGUGAUUUUUGUAUUUUCAUCAACAAAUCCAGCAUUUACAUAAAAAAGUGACAUUUGAUGAAGUGGAACUUUUUUGAACUGCGAUCCUCGCAGAACCGAACUGCUGUCAGAAAAGUGGGUUAGGUUAGGUUAGAACUGUGACCCUUACAGAAACGAAAUGCUAUCAGAAUAUUGGGUUAGGUUAAGUUAGAACUGUGACCCUUACCGAAACGAAAUGCUACUAGAAAAGUGGGUGGUUUUACCUUCUUUUAGUUAGGCAAACGAUGCUGUCUUUUUCAUUUCAUUGUCUGGAGUGCACCAUCAACAAUAAAAUAAAUCUUUCAACGGCAUCCCCCAUUGAAGUCGGUUUUUUUUUCUUAACAAUUAUUUAUCGGUAAUAUCGGUCAUAAUCGGCGAGCCAAAUUGGCGUUUGCGUCCUUACUGCCUGAUUUGAUCGGACAAUUUAAUCAGAUUGGCGAAAAAUUGUUUCCGUCUGGACAGGCCUUAAGAUAGUUUAUUUACAGACUUUUUUUCUUCCUUGUUAGUACCUAUUAAUUAUUAAAUUUACCCUAGUCUUGUGCUAUUCUCACAACUACAAGGUACAAGGUAGUAAGGAAAAUAUUAUUUCUGUUACUACUGCACU